AAAUAAAUAAUGAGACUCUGGUUUACUUCCACCUGUGUGUUCCAAGGCUGUUGGCUUUUAGACUGGCUACUUCCCUGUUGCCAUUUGAAGCUCUGCAUUUGAACUAAUUAUGGGCUAAAACUGGUUACCAAAGCAAGUUUGACGAGGAAUUGUAGAAGCUGUAGGACUGAGUAAAGAUCUCCGAACAUUUCAUGGCAAAUUAGUGUUUUGAAAGUGGUUGUGAAUGGAUCCCAUGCAACAUAAUGGCAUUCCACGAAGCUGUACGCUGGCCACUAUGGAAGAUCUGGAUGACAAGGAAAACAAUGAUUUUAACUUUUUUCGCCAGGCAUCAGAGCGGUUUAUGCGCUCUGUAAGAAGAGCCAAAGGGAGUUUUUCAUGGAGUUUUUCAUCAUUUAUGUCAAGAACUGAGACACCAAGUAAAAAGCAAAAGCGUCCACGCUCUCUCACUAUUGGGGAAAAUGUACCAGUAUUUGAAAUCUCAAGCUAUUUUGGGAAUAUUUAUAGAAGAGGUGCUAAACGAUGGAGAAAAAUUCACAUUGUAAAUGGUCAUUCUUUUGUAGCGAAAAGAUUUAGUAGGCUAGCUGCAUGUGCUUUCUGCUCAGACAGGAUAUGGGGCCUCGGCAGAUCGGGUUACAAGUGUCUAGAAUGCAAACUGGUGGUUCACAAAAAGUGUCACAAGCUAAUCAAGAUACAGUGUGGACAGCAAUUGAUGACGCAGGGCAAUGCCAUGCACUCAUCCCUACCCCCAAUAGGAGCGAUUGGCACCAAGCUCCCCACCAAUGAAGAUUUAGGUCCAAAAAGAACUCGGAGCGACAGCCCUGCUACACGGAAACGAGGUUUGGUGACUGUUGAUUACAACAGCAGUUCACGAGCGAAAGAGCCUGGAUCAGGCGCAGGCGCAUUGAUCUCCGUCAAUGAUUUUAACUUGAUCCGCGUGAUCGGCAGAGGAAGCUACGCCAAAGUCAUGCUGGUCGAGCUUAAAAAGACAAAGAGAAUAUACGCCAUGAAAGUAGUGAAAAAAGAAUUAGUUAAUGAUGACGAGGACAUCGACUGGGUUCAGACUGAGAAGCACGUGUUUGAACAAGCGUCUAAUCAUCCGUUUCUAGUAGGACUACAUUCGUGUUUCCAGACUUCUAGUAGGUUGUUUUUCGUAAUCGAGUACGUGAGCGGUGGUGACCUGAUGUAUCACAUGCAGAGGCAAAGGCGAUUACCAGAGGACCAUGCCAGGUUUUAUUCAGCUGAAAUCUGUUGUGCAUUAAAUUUUUUACAUGAAAAAGGUGUGAUAUACCGUGAUUUGAAGCUUGACAAUGUUUUGCUGGACAGCGACGGGCACAUCAAACUCACGGAUUACGGCAUGUGCAAGGAGGGCAUCAGACCCGGAGAUGUAACAAGCACGUUUUGCGGAACGCCUAACUACAUCGCCCCCGAGAUCCUACGUGGGGAGGACUAUGGCUUUAGUGUGGACUGGUGGGCGCUAGGUGUACUCCUGUACGAGAUGCUGGCGGGAAGAUCACCCUUCGACAUUGUAGGAAGCGCCGAUAACCCUGACCAGAACACUGAGGACUAUCUCUUCCAAGUCAUUCUCGAGAAGCCCAUCAGAAUUCCGAGGUCGCUAUCGGUCAAGGCCGCCUCUAUACUCAAGGGAUAUCUGAAUAAGAACCCAACAGAGCGUCUAGGCUGCCAUCCGCAGACAGGCUUUGCUGAUAUCACAUCGCACGCGUUCUUCCGCACGGUCAGCUGGGAGCAGCUAGAGGCCCGACAGGUCACGCCGCCCUUCAAACCGAGGCAGGAGGACCCUUACGGACUAGAGAACUUCGACCCGCAAUUCACAAACGAAGACGUGCAGUUCACACCUGAUGAUCCGAAAAUGUUAGAGACGAUAGACCAGACGGAGUUCGAGGGUUUCGAAUACAUCAAUCCGCUUCUUAUGUCAGUAGAAGACUCAGUCUGAUCUGGCUUGACAGCUAAUGUCUCGCUAAGGAGUGUCACGCCGCGCUUGAAUACACGCAAUGUGCCAAGCGGUGCUACUAAUAGGUUGGAUAGAGCCAGAAUAUAAGUAUUAGCCCCUUGGGUGUUACUCCAAGGCGAUUCAUACUACAUAACACACAUCUUGUCAUAAAUGGCUCGCAGGGAUGGUGUAAUGCUUAUGAAGGCUAAGUCUAGUCACUAAAACUACCCUUUCGAACUUUCAUCUGGAAAAGUUUCAUUAUUUCUUAUUUACAAUGAUAUUCAUCUUGAUUUUAACAGCAUCUGUAUAUUACGGUUCGCAUCAUGGUUAUGUUAAAUAGAAUUAGAUAGGUCUUAAUAUUCUAAUAUGUAUUCUGAGUAUACGUCACUCACGCGCGCCUUUGAAUGCUCGCAUUGUUUUCUAGGAACAGACAUAUUCCCAGCCUAGAUACUCUGGGUAGGCAUGACUCCAAGCUUCACUCGUGGUCAUUGCCGCACUUUUGCGACUCUUUGGCUUGUGAAAGAGUGAAGCUUGGAGCCUCUGGUUCCCAGAGCGCAGCCCAGAGGGUCGUAUGGUAUGUUUUCUCUCUACAUUGAUUUUAUCGCCUGAAACUAGAUGUUAACAUUCAUUUCCGUCGGCUGAUCUGGGGGACUGCUAUUGUAAUAUUUUUUUGAUUAAAGUAAACGAAAUUUAUAAAACUCUCUUUUUAGUCGGUUCGGUUAGUGGUUUUCAAAAACCCGUGGAAUACUAUUUAGUACUUGCUAAAUCAGGGCCGUAGCAGGGGGUGGGGCACUGGGGGCAUGUACCCCUCCAGUAUUUUCAAAAAUUAUAAGGAAAUGACCAGUAGGGGUGUGGCUGUGCCCCCCAAUAUUUUCUUAAUGUUCCUGUAUUGUGACCCCCCCCCCUCAAAUCUUACGGGGCCUGCAACGGGUCAGUGAGUAGUACAGUCUUUGUUCUCUUUUGUUCUUGCUUGACUAUUACACUUUAACAAUUUUAUUUUGUUAUGCACGGGAUUUUAAAAACCACUAUUGAGAUUUCUUUACAUAAUAUUGGCUAAUAACAUUGCUUACGCAUGUAUAGGCAAUUAUUUUGAAGACAAAAGUUCAGGGUUGUAAUAAAUACAAAUCUUCACGA
This is a messenger RNA of Nematostella vectensis (starlet sea anemone), 3082 nucleotides long. RefSeq names its product protein kinase C iota type. Gene Ontology annotation, molecular function: protein serine/threonine kinase activity; protein binding; ATP binding. Gene Ontology annotation, biological process: establishment or maintenance of cell polarity; protein phosphorylation. Lineage: Eukaryota; Metazoa; Cnidaria; Anthozoa; Actiniaria; Edwardsiidae. The coding region runs from base 224 to 1951 and encodes 575 amino acids. The transcript has 16 exons. The record is from RefSeq and is a predicted model, not a curated record.